This is a messenger RNA of Sporisorium graminicola, 1794 nucleotides long. RefSeq lists its product as uncharacterized. The transcript has a single exon. Gene Ontology annotation, cellular component: actin filament. Bases 1 to 1794 code for a protein of 597 amino acids. Lineage: Eukaryota; Fungi; Basidiomycota; Ustilaginomycetes; Ustilaginales; Ustilaginaceae. Gene Ontology annotation, molecular function: cytoskeletal adaptor activity; microtubule binding; actin filament binding. Gene Ontology annotation, biological process: actin crosslink formation. The record is from RefSeq and is a predicted model, not a curated record.
AUGUCAGACCAAGAUCAGCUCUCGUCGCAAGACUUUGUCCAGCUGACGCGCAUCUCUCGAAAGAAGCAAGACAUAGAACGUCAUAUCGCAAGUCUUCAAAGUUGGCCCGCAUGGGAUCCGUUCAAAGACAUCUCAACCUACUCGGCCGAAAUCGCCACCCUCGAGCGCAGCAAGACAACGCUGGAAGGUAUUGCUAGUGAAGUUCGCAACCGCCAGACUGAAUGCAACUGCCUAGAACACGAUGUCCAGCAAUUCAAUCUCGAUGACAUGAAGCGUCUGCGCUCGGUAGCAAAAGCCGUCUCCAAACGUCAUCUCUCUGGUACCGAUACUGAUCUCUUAGAGCUAGCACUCGAGACCGUGUUUGCCCUCGACAAGCUUCUUCGUCUCUUGCGGGAUCGACGCAGAGAGCACGAUCUCACAGAGCUCCGUCUGCAGUGGGAAAAUCUCAUCCGCUCGAGCUGGCUGGAUGUGGUAGAUCUCCGUCACGACAUCGAAGCAUUCGAGCGAAAGUGCAAGGCGCUGGCGGCUCCGCGGGCAAGCGCGACUGACUCGCCUGCCACUGGUGGAGACUCUCUUCUCUUCUCGUCGAAAAACGGAGAGCACACAUCGAGCGAUACGCCAUAUGACACCAAACAGCGAAUGCCCCGAUCGGCUAGCUCUUCCUCCAGGCUCGCUUCUGAGUCAUUGAAACUCGAGACUUCCCGCCUCGUGCUCCGCAUUCGAAGUUUCGACACCGAAAAGGUUCGUCCCGCUGGCAGGCUCUUAGACCUACUCAUCGAUCAGAGACAGGUUCCGGAGAGACUGAUCGACGAGCAGGAAAAGCUCGAAGAUGCACUUCCCCAAGCAUCCGUCAUCGAAGCGAAAUUGUCGCACACCUUGUCGAUACAUGGGAAAGUCUUCCUCUCGACAUCGCAAGCCCGAAAAUCUGGAGAACUGUCAGAAGCAGCUCAUGAGAACGAAGGACUCGAUCGCGCUGCAAUAACAUCCAAGACUGCCGAUCUGGUCUUACAGGACAAGGCACCUCCUAUGACAAGCCCGGACCCUCCACAAGUAACAAGGUCAGGGAUACAGAUUCGCGAAACCUCGUCGUCGCAGCCGAUAGCAACACCUGUGCGUCACGCUUCAAAUCAGUAUCGACCGGACCCCCGUGAUGCUCUCGAUGUUGCUGUCGGCAGCAUCGUCAAUCGAAUGCCCAUAUCGGUUUCGAUCAAAAACGCCAGUCUGGCAAGCUUUGGCGCUGCUCAACGCCCGGGCAUGUUCCAAGAUCUGAGCGGCCAGUACUGGAUCGGCGAACCUGACCCGCGUCUAUGCUUCUGCCGCAUUCUUCCUUCCAACAUGGUCAUGGUCCGCGUCGGAGGAGGAUGGCAGGAGCUCUCCGAAUUCAUCAUGCAGCACUUUGCCCAUCUUGCCAACGUCCCAGAGGACCCUACGCUGGGUGGAUCAGUUCGAAGAGAAGCGGCCAACCUGAUGUGGCCUCGUUCUGCAUCCGGCCCGGUGGGCUCGCCACGCCUCAGAACCAGGUCAUCCGUUGGAUCACUUCGAUCGAGCCAGGUGACGCACCGAGGGACUCCCCUGCAAUCAUCGCGAAUCGUCACAAUGCCACCCUUGAAGACGGCUUCCAUCCUGACACCCGCCACCAGGCCAAAUAUACAAAACGCGUUGAGCACAGCACCCGGCCCAGCGGUCCUCGAAAAUAGAGAUCGAAGCCUUUCUACGCCGUGCAAGACCUCGAGUCUUCCUUCCAGCAGCUCGAGUUCAUCCAUUAUCAUCCAUCCUUCGCCGCCAUCCACGUAA